This is a messenger RNA of Acanthopagrus latus (yellowfin seabream), 3386 nucleotides long. RefSeq names its product ETAA1 activator of ATR kinase (gene etaa1). Lineage: Eukaryota; Metazoa; Chordata; Actinopteri; Spariformes; Sparidae. The transcript is spliced from 6 exons. Bases 234 to 2213 code for a protein of 659 amino acids. The record is from RefSeq and is a predicted model, not a curated record.
CCCGGCCGCCAUCUUUGACAUGCGCAGUGUCAGCGCAGCUUUGUUGCUCUUGAACGCACCCUCCAACGGAAUUGUGGGAACGACAAAGAUGGCGGGACGUUCGAAAGUUCAGCCGACUGGCGGAAUGAACCGCAAAAUAAACUUCAAGUAACAAAACGGAGUUCAGUUUAAACCCGCAGACUGUGGACCGGCUCCCCGCGGGCCGCUCCUCAGGUGACCGCCGGUAGGUAACGAUGAACGGCGGCUUCAGGAGGUUCGACCGCCCGCCCGGUGUGACAGGAUCCCCGCUGCAGACUCAGGUCACCCCGUCAAAACCGAACCGACUGAGCCGGAGCUUCAGGCGGAGUCAGCAGGCCCGAACAGCGGCGGAGGUGGACUCUCCGAGGAGCCACCAACCGGGUCAGCCACCGUGUUUGUCUGCCUCUAUCUCAGAUUUUAAGACCCCGACCAGAAUCCCGAGGUCCAGAUCAGGAGGCGUGUUCAGCGGAGAGUCUCCUCACAACGACUCGGACUUUCAGCAGGACAUCAUCUGGGACGCCACGUCUCCUUCGCCCAGCAGACGCGGAAAAAGAGGAAAGAAGCAGCGUCCUGGAGUUGUGGACAUCUCAGAGAUCGUCAGCCGGAUCGCUCCAAAGCACGGCCGGCCGGAGGUUGCAGAGCCGACAUUACAGCAGUGGAUCGGAGACAGCGCCACGAUUCCCUGCACGCCUGAUGUUCAAGGUCCCAAACCCAAGAAGAAAUCCCCGAGGCCGAACGGAGUGGACGACCUGCUGAAACUGGCCAAGCAGUUCGACUUCAACAUGUUUCAUCAGGAUGAAGAAGACGUGGAGGAGCUGCACCAGCAGAGCCUGGAGCUCCUGCCGGAGGACAUCUUGGAUCUGGAGAACAACUUUUCGCCUUCACUUCCUGGAAACUGUGAACGAGCCGUGAAGGCGGCAGCUGGGACGAACGUUCAGGUCCAACCGGAUCAACACAUGGAGGACGAUUUGGACUUUCUGUUUGACGGACCGACACAACACGUGAGCGGAAAUUUAAGUCAGGUGGCGUCACAAGUGAAACCGGCUUCCUCCUCACACGGUUCCGCUCAGACGAACACUAAAGCCACUGUGGCAAACCACUUUGAGGACGACUGGGAAAACGACGACCUGCUCGACGACUCGUUGGUGUUGGAGAUGACACAAAAUCCACAGAUGUUUGCUGCUCCGAAGCACAGUUCAACCCAGAAACCAUCCAGAGAAGGUCCGGUUCAUGCUCCUGUCAGAGGACUCGGCCAGUCACACAAAGUGGAGAAGGACGACGUGAGACAAAGAACGACCUUCAAACUGGAGUCUAAUCCUAAUUUCUCUGUCAGACGACUCCAGACGAACACGUGGACAAAGUCGAAGGUGGAUUACAGCUCAGACACAAAUCAGAAAGACUCUCAGCAGAGUAAAAGUGCUUCAGUCAGCGCAGGAUCUCAGCGCUCCUGGCAAACACCGAGCACGGUGAAGUCAGAACCACAGAAACCACAGUUUCACCCAAGACCGUCUGUUUCAGGAUCAGGUACCAAACACAGCACGUCUGCAUCGAACACGUCGGAUGUAAAAACAGGUCAGAACUUCCCACAAAGACCCGCAGCAGUUUCCUCUCACAGCGGGGAGCUCGCCGCCGCCGACCUGCUGGACGACGACCUGCUGGCAUUCUUCUCGGAGGACCCGGUUUGGGACGACCCAGCUGACGACGACCUGCUGUGUGAGAUGUGUGAAGACGUGGAGAACCAGCUCCAGAACGUUCCUGCCAAACAGACUCUUCCUGUGGUUCACGUGUCGAACCAGAGAGCUGCUCUGCAACCAGCCAAUCAGCAGCACUUUCCCCAGAAACAAGCAGCGACCGCCCUCACCUGGGCGUCAGGUGCAGCAGCUGGCAGCUCGCCGGCGGCUGGUUUCGUCUCUGACUUCACUGCAGGUGCACAGACGAAGGAUUCGUUCAGAGUCCCACAAACUAAAACCGGUUCAGGAUGUGUGCCGGGGAGCAGCCGAGUCCAGUCAGCACCGCCGGGACACGCCCACAAAGACCGGUUCACCUUCAAGAGGCCAAACGACCCGGUUCAGACAGCGACCAGCAAAGUCGUGGGGAAAUGUUCGGCAGCAGAGAUCGAGCUGAAGAAGCAGCAGGCGAUGGAGAGACGGCGACACCGACUUCAGGCCGCCCAGAACCUUCGAGCUCCGACCUGACGGGCCAAUCGGCUCCUCGACGGCGACGAACCCGCAGAGCUGAGCGACGUCUCGCUUCACCUGCCUGAAGGUGAAACCAGACAAACUGCUGACAGCCGCUCGGUUUUACAGCAGAACAAACUUCUGACGACUCUGUGAGAGAAAACAUGUCGACCAGCUCCAACAACAUUUCUUGUACAGAGACAAUCUUGUAAAAUUAAAUUGUACAUGUGCUGUAAAAUGUUUAUGUCGUGCUUCUGUUCAGUUCUGGGUUUUUUUGAUAUGAGUCGUGAUUCUCCAGAUCUACAGCGUCAAAACAGAAACUUGUUCCACACAUCGAUCCUCCUGAUUUCUAUGAUCAGAAUGAAAAAUUCACUUUGAUCGGUUUCUGUUUUCAAUUUUAGAUUGUGUCGCUCCGAGGCUUUAAAGAAGAAGUUCAGCAUUUUGGGAAAUAAGUUUAUUUUCUCUCUUUCCAAAAGUGAGAUCAGAAGCUGUCAGGAUGUGAUUAGCCUAGCUUAGCAUAAAGACUGGAAAUGCAGGAGAAACAACUCUGAAGAUAUUUGAUUAACAGGAAACUUUAAAAUACAAAUAGCUUCCAGAUGUGAUUCACUCUGAGUGAUUUCCUGUCAGCACAGAAGAAAAAGAAACAAACAUUUUACUAAAACUUAGAUUUAUUGGCACAGAUUUUAAAAACUCAUCCUCAGAUUUAAGAACGAUGGUCAAAGAUUCUGUCUGAACUCUGCUGGAGGUAAAUUAAAUCCAGGUCAUGUCACAAAACCAUCUUCUCAUCUCACUCACGGACAGAAAAUAAAUGUUUUACCCAAAACGUUGAACUGGUCCUUUAAUUCCAGAUUAUAUCACAACAGAUAAAACUUCUCGUCAGAUUCGAGAUUCUUCUGAAAGAUGCAGAACUCGUUUAAUGUUUCUCAUUUAGCAAACUACAAACUGAAGUCGGCUUUAGCUCCGAGUUCGUGCUAAGCUAGGCUAACUCCACGCUGCUCGGCUCACAGUAGGAGUGUCUCGGAUUACGUACUGUCCCUUUAAGAUGUUCUGUCCGGUUUAUUUCUUGUUUCUGUUUCGAUCAUGAACACGAGCAGUUUGUUUUCUGCUCUUUUCUCCUUUUAAUCACUUUAUUUUCUUUAAAGCACUUUAACUGAUUUCAAAGUGUUUUGAUAAUAAAACUUUUAUUGUCGA